CUGAUUUGGGGAUCCGCGAGGGCUUCGAGAGUUGUGCGAACACUCUCUGAUUUUGUUCUUCUACAACGAGCGGCGAUUUGCGAACUGGUCUCCUCCUGAUUCCUCGUCUUCUCUGUGUCAUCCGGAUAAGUUUGUAAUCUCAGAUGGAUGAGUUUUUACAAACGCUUUCAAGCUCGACUGGCGUCUGUCAUCCAGAUUGUGUACGAGCAAGCAAUGCGCAAGAUGAUUACGAUGCAUCUCAAUCUGCAGCUUUGAUAGCUGUGAGUCUGAUUAGCUCUGCACGGGUUAUCUCCAAACUCGACGCUGAGAUUACUGAGUACUCAGCUCAGUAUUUGGUGGAUAACGUUGGGAAGGAAGAAGUGGAGGGAGAAAUGGAUCAAGAAAGCUGUCAGUACACUCCCGAAAACAUACUUCGGUACUUGGUUGAAAACGUUUGGACCAAGAAGGAAGAUAGGCAGGAAGAAGUGGUUCAACAACGCCGUGAUCUCACUGAGCUCACUGUCAAAGAAUGCCUUGAAUCUGCUUUUAAAAAAGGGCUACCGAGAAGAGAACAUUGGGCUCAUUUGGGAUGUGUGUCCAAGGUUCCCCCAUUUGCUUGUCAGAUACCUCGCGUUCCCAUGAAAGGAGAAGUGAUUGAGGCUACCAAUUGGGAUGAAGCACUUGAGCUGGCUAUGCAACAACCGGUGGGAGCAAGACUGCAUGUGUUCAGUCCAGAGUUCGAUCUUCGUCUUGGAGAGAAGGGAAUUUACGAUGGGCCGUCAGGCAAGGGAACUAGAUAUGUUGGACUUAGAGAUGUGAUAAUAGUUGAAGCGGCGAGGAUCAAGGGAAAGGAUGUUGCGACUGUUCAAAUAUGCUACAAGAAGCAGACCUCAUUUGUCAAAGUUGCUGUGAAAAGUAGAUCACUCCGGCUUGGUGGCGACAAGUCUCAGGUCAUCAAGCGAACAUCACUGCUUGUUGACUUCUGUAUGCCUCGCUUUUCUAUCAACUAAACAAGAGCCUGAGAUCGUGGUAAGUAUCCGGAGAUUUUUAUGCUAGUUGUGAAACUUGUUUGUUUGGUCCUGUAUUAAGAAUGGUUUAUGCGACUUGUUUUCUGUUUAAGAAGUUACGUAUUUUGAAAACCCUAUGUUUGUUGUUGUGGAACCCUGUUUGUGGUCAGAAAUUAAAGAUUGUGUUAUGAGACUUUUUAUCUGUGU
Messenger RNA from Camelina sativa (false flax), 1193 nucleotides. Its product is annotated as protein HEAT-INDUCED TAS1 TARGET 1-like. The record is from RefSeq and is a predicted model, not a curated record. NCBI's taxonomy places the organism in Eukaryota, Viridiplantae, Streptophyta, Magnoliopsida, Brassicales, Brassicaceae.